Molecule: messenger RNA, 504 nt
Organism: Amyelois transitella
Lineage: Eukaryota; Metazoa; Arthropoda; Insecta; Lepidoptera; Pyralidae
Product: NADH dehydrogenase [ubiquinone] 1 beta subcomplex subunit 2, mitochondrial
Exons: 3
Coding region: 114-422 (102 amino acids)
Cellular component (GO): mitochondrial inner membrane
Source: RefSeq, a predicted model, not a curated record
UCGUCAACGCAACACUAGUUGAAAUUGAAACGAGUUAAGAUUUUUCGGGAAAUUGUUUUGGUUUUACAUUUCUUGGUGCUAUAUUUUGAAAAUACUUCUCAAGUUUUAUAAAAAUGAUAACUAAGAACCUUGUCUCAAGGGCUUUAUUAAUACGAACACUAAAAAACAUCGGAGAAAAUGCGAAACAAACAAAAAGAAACGCAGGCCAUGGUGUAUGGUCGUAUCGUGUCCCACCGCCGUUGCCAUCAAAAAGAGCGAUAAUCGCGUCGAAUAUCAUGGGAGGAUUGUGUUGGUAUUGGAUAUUAUACCAUUUAGCGACUGAGCCGGAACAUGUCUUUGGUGAAUGGCCAUAUGUAGAUCCUAUUGAAUAUACAGAUGAGGAAUUGGGAAUCCCUCCAGAUUCUGUAGGCCCACUGAAGUAGUUUGUGAAUUGAUUGUAAUGAACACUAAUUUAUUUUAGUCUGAAGUUGUUAAUAUGUAAAAUAAAUAAAUUUUAUGAUUUAA